Molecule: messenger RNA, 1311 nt
Organism: Zingiber officinale
Lineage: Eukaryota; Viridiplantae; Streptophyta; Magnoliopsida; Zingiberales; Zingiberaceae
Exons: 2
Coding region: 253-960 (235 amino acids)
Source: RefSeq, a predicted model, not a curated record
CUGCCUUCUUCUUCCUCCUCUUCCACUCAAAUCUCCCGCCCAUCCCUUCCCUUCCAAAUCUCCUUAUUCCAAUCUCCCAGAUCCCCCAUUUUCGUACUCUGCCCCCACUUUAUUGUUUCUGUCGGUCAAAGUUUUGAUUUUGAUCAGCAGUUUUCGAUAAAGCGGAGAACUUUUGAAUUCAGCGAGGAAGAAGAAGAAGAGGAGUAGAUUGGUUGUACAGGUCGAAAUCCUUCAUCCAGAACUCCCUCCCUCAUGCCAAAGAAGAGAAAGGCUGCCAAGCGUAAGAAGACGGCCGUCGCCAUCGCCGAUCUUCCUGCUAAAGAUAAUGGUAAUCACGACGGCAGGGUGGCGCCUCUACCUGAGGAGAUCAAGGAGCAUGACGGUGCAUCUACCGCAUCUUCUUCCUCCGUGUCUUCUUCGUCCCCUCGAGAGCAUCAUUGUUCUCGACCUGCUGAAGAGUUCUCGCAAUCUGAACCCGUUGCCUGUGAUGGCUCAACGGAAGGAGCGGUCUUGGUCCAGAACAAUAUAGAAGAGGAGUCUUCUAUCGUUGUGAAGAAAGCAACAUUUAGUUCUACCACAGAGUCAUUUCCUAAAUCGAAGGAUUCCAUUGUCGAAGCUACUAAAUAUCAGAAGGAACAUGAGGAAUUUGUUGACGAAUCUGCUGUUCCGGUUGAAAAGAUUAUUGUUUUGGCUGAAGAGAAGAGGCAAGUUGAUGAGAUUGCUUUGGCUGAAGGCCAAGUGAAAGUAGUGCUGCUUCCUGAUGCAGAUGAGACUGCCAAACAACUCAAUGAGCAUCAUGGAGACCACUGUUGUGGUGGCAGAGAUGAGACUCUGCCAACACCAGCGGUAGUUGCUCUGCCUCCUCCGGUCAUCGUCGUUAGUCGUACAUCAUGGUGGAGUUGCUGUGGCUUGCUCGAUGUCUUUGCAGGUUCUGGGGGAUCAAACGAGUUAAGUGCUUAGUUGGAAGAUAUUCUACCUUCUCAGUAGAAUGUCAACUUUUGAAGAAUUAGUCUUGUGUCAGGUAGAUCUUAUCUCUGUUUGGUUAUUCAGCUACGGCCAUUUGUUCUUGUCUAGGAUGAACUGAAUAUUGACAAGUGCCCAAAAUUAUCAGCUUCUGGUCUGAUUCAAGCCAUUCUCCAUCACUAUUCACUAGUCUAUGCAUUACAUUUUUGUAGCAAAUACAUUAGCUGAUAAAUGAGGGGCAAUGAUGAAAGAUUAGGAUGUCUGGAUACUAUAAUCUAUGACUAAUUUUUAGCACAUUUGUUUGACUUGAGAGCAAAUAGAUAUGAUAGUUAUGAUAUGGCUUAAGGU